UCUCUCUCCCAAAGAAACCUCUCUCCCUGUUCUCCUCUCCGCGAGCCUCAAUUCUGGCCUCCGCCCAAGUCCUCGAAGGGAACCCGUAAACCCGAUAUCCGAAUUUCUCCCAAUACUGCAGGGAGGAGUCCCGCCUCUUGAUUCCAAGAAGAUAAAUAUCCAGAAGCUAAAUGCGGAUAUUUCUCCUUACAGAGCAGGGAUUAGUCUCUGCGGUGAGGCUGCUGAGGAUUGAGCAAGGUGGCGCCUUUGCGGACCUUUUGAAUGAGAAGGGGAGGAAAGCUGCCGAGAAUGAGAUGAGUUAUGUCGAGAGGACACUUGUGUUUCGCACACGGUAUCUGGAUAACCGAGAUAUUAGACUGGCAUUGCUAAAGAGUUCAUGUGACAGAUGUUGUUGGAGGAACUGUUCGUUGGAGAUGCUACCUUGAUCAUCUUAUCAUGUCUCUCUGUAACAAGGAGAGAAUGUUUACAGACAUGGAACCACUUCUACUGCAACUCUGCAAAUACUCCGUGUUGGGUUCUUUGUGAUCUUGAAGCUAGGCAUGCCGCCAUAUGCUAUUGUUGAUGAGAAUGUAAAACUUGCAAAAGCUGCUCUAAGGCCUGGUGCAGGGAAUUUAGUAAAUGCAGUUUGACGGAAGCUUGUCUCACUGAAGGAAAAAGAUUCACUUCCCCUACCAAAUCUAGAAGGAGAUGAUCGUGCACAAGCACAUGCUCUUGCUGUUAUUCAUUCCCAUCCAGUUUGGAUGGUUAGAAGAUGGACAAAAUUUCCGGGGCAAGAAGAAGCUGUGAGACUAAUGAACUGGAACAACAGUGAUCCAUGUUUCAGCCUAAGAGUGAACACUGCGAAAGGCUUUAAGAGGGUUGAUCUUGUUAACCGACUGGAAGAUUUGAAGGUUCCAUAUGAGCUGUCUUCAUGCAUGGACAAUUUUGUUCGCAUCCAUAUUGGCAUGCUGAUUGUAAUACAAGCUGGCUUGCUGAAAGACAGAAUAUGUUCGGUUCAGGAUGAGAGUGCUGGUCUGGUGGUGUCUGUGGUAGACCGACAACCAGGAGAAAAGACUCUUUUCAUGGCAUCAUGUCUGAGAGGCCAAGGUACAGUAAUGGCAAUUGACAUAAAUAGAGGUAUCUUAAGGAUUCUCAAAGAGGCAUGCAAGUUACUCAAUGUCACUAAUGUGGUCACUGCAAACCAUGCUGACCUUCGAUUAUAUGCUGAAAAGCAUAAUGUAAAGGUUGACAAAGUCCUUCUGGAUGCUUCCUGCUCUGGAACAGGUGUUAUUUCCAAGCUUCCAUCUUCCAUGUUGGUGAAGCUUGCUGGGAUACUCGUGUACAGUACUUGCUUCAUUGAUCCUGAAGAAAAUGAGGAGAGGAUUACAGCAUUUCUUCUGAGGCAUCUGGAAUUUGUUGCACAUCCCAUACAUGCAUGUGUGCCUCCAGAUUUUGUUACAGACAAAGUUUUCUUUUUCUCAAAUCCAGUCAAGCAUAGUAUGGAUGGGUCAUUUGCAGCUCGGCUGGUUCGAUCCUCGGACUACCCAUACUAAGCACCAUAAAAGCGAAAUUUUCCAGCAUUUCCCAAAUCAUCAUGCUUUGGGAGGAUAAAUGUGCUUAAUUAUUGGAGUGGAGACAGAACAAAAAGCUACCAGGUAUCGACCUUUUCCGGUGAGUAAUACCCCAUCAAGGUCAAGCAUGAGUUCUUUGCCCAAAUAAUAUUAAAUUUUUUUUUUUACAAAACUAAUACACCUUUCAAUUUAUUUACAGGAAUGAAACGUCAUUUCAAAUGAUGUUUUUUUUUAUAGAAAACAUCAUUUUAAAUAAUGUUUCUUCGCUUCACGUCAUCUCCUCUCCUCAUCCCUCAUGGAAUCAAAAGAUUCAAAAAAAAAUCGUCAUUUAUAAUAAUGCUUUUGAAAGAGCUAUUUCAAAUGGCGUUUUUAAAAGCAUCAUUUCAAAUAGCGUUUUUGGAAGUACCAUUUAAAAUGGUAUUUUCAAAGAUGUCAUUUUUUGGUUACACCCCCUUUUAAAUUUUUUAUCCACGGUAAUUUUUAAAAAAAUUACUAAAAUAAUAUCGUGCUCAAACUAUUUGCGAAAUUACUGUUUAGAAGAAAGUCGCAAGGGUGACUUUCUUUUUGCCAACUCACCAACCUAAUCGCCAGUUGGGGAUCAGGUGGAAGAGAAAAAUGAGUCAUCCUUUGAUAAGGCGGCUUUAUAAGUCGUUUUAUCAUAGGGUGAUACUCCUCUUUUCUGGAUGACUCUCUUUAUUUUUUAUGUCUUUCUUUCUCUCUGUAAAUAAUAUUUUUUAUUUUAAGUUAAUGUCAUUAAUUUUAAAAUAUAAAUGUAAAUAAGCAAAUAUCUCCUAUUUGGAAUCAAUUAAAAUAUCAGAAAAAUUAAAAUUCUUAAGAAUAAGAAGUCAAAACUUGGAUCUUAGUUUAAAUUUUUUUCAAACUCGAAACUUUUAAAACUUUUCUUCUUCAAAAACGAAUAGGUUAAAGGGUCUCAAAAUUCAUUAAAAAUUAUUUUGUGACUCACUAAUAUCCAAGAAUCAAUUAUCGUAAAUUUUGAUUUCAAAAAAAUAUAUAUUUUAUAUAUGGAAUAUAGCCUUCCAUAUAAGUGUUAGUUUUCUGAUUUAAAAAUUUUUUAGGAUCCGCAACGGCAGAUAGUUACAAAUUGUGCCUAACUGGCUUUAACAAUUUUUGACAAGAUAAGUUUAAUUCAAAGUAGUUUAUAAUUCAACCUCUGAUUCAAAGUAGUUUGAAUUAAAUUUACUUUGCCAAAAUUUGUUGAAGCCAGUUGGAUACAAUUUGUGACUAUCUGCCGUUACAGAUCCUGAAAAUUUUUUAAGUCAGGAAGCUGGUACCUAUAUGGAGGGCUAUAUAAAAUAUAUAUUUUCUUGAAACCAAAAUUGACGGUAAUUGAUCCUUGAAUGUUAGUAAGUCACAAAAUGAUUUUUAAUGAAUUUUGAGAUCCUUUAACCUAUUCAUUUUGAAGAAAGAAAGUUUUAAAAGUUUCGGAUUUAGAAAAAAUUUGAAUUAAAAUUCAAAUUUUGACUUGUUAUUCUUAAAGAUUUUA
Molecule: messenger RNA, 3054 nt
Organism: Elaeis guineensis (African oil palm)
Lineage: Eukaryota; Viridiplantae; Streptophyta; Magnoliopsida; Arecales; Arecaceae
Source: RefSeq, a predicted model, not a curated record